AUGUCUUCGGCUUUAUGGGUCUGCUGGGGGCUGCUAUGCGGACAUCUGGUGGCCUUCAAGGCACCCAAGUCCUGGCCGAACAAGUUCCUCAUCAACGUCUGGGGUGGUUUCUCCGUCAUCUUCGUCGCCUCGUACACUGCCAACAUUGCUGCCUUGAUAGCUGGCCUCUUCUUCCACUCGGCCACUGCCACCCCUAACGACAACAGUCUACUGUCUCAGAGAGUAGCUGCUCCCGAAGGAUCUGCAACGGACUACUACGUUCAGAGAGCGAACAGGAUGCUAUGGGAACACAUGAGAAGAAUAAAAGUUCCAGAUGUUUCUGUUGGUGUGCAAAUGUUAAAAAACGGAACACUUGACAUCCUCAUAGCCGACUCCCCCAUCCUGGAUUACUACCGAGCCACAGAUCAGGGAUGUAAAUUGCAGAAGAUUGGCGACCAGAUCAACGAUGACAUGUAUGGUAUAGGCAUGAUCAAGGGGUUCCCGCUAAAGGAUAGUAUUUCCUCUGUUAUUUCUAAAUUUACGAGCAAUGGAUAUAUGGAUCUCCUCCAGGAGAAAUGGUAUGGGGGCCUGGCAUGUUUCACUGUUGACAAUGAUAUGUCCCAGCCGAAGCCCCUCGGUGUCUCUGCGGUAGCAGGAGUGUUCCUACUUCUGGGUCUUGGUCUCCUCAUGGGUUUCAUCAUCCUCAUGAUUGAACAUCUGUUUUAUAAGUACACCUUGCCUAUUCUAAGGCACAAGCCAAAAGGUACCAUUUGGAGGAGCAGGAAUAUAAUGUUCUUCAGUCAAAAACUGUACAGGUUCAUAAACUGUGUUGAAUUAGUAAGUCCUCACCACGCUGCCCGGGAAUUGGUGCAUACUAUCCGACAGGGACAAAUUACAAGUCUUUUUCAGAAAAGUGUUAAGAGAAAGGAGCAUGAACAAAGGAGAAGAAGAAAAAGCAAAGCUCAAUUUUUCGAAAUGAUACAAGAAAUAAGGAGAGUUCAGCAGGAAGAGAAACAAAACAGUUUGACAACUGAUUGCAGUACGGGUAGCAGGCAGAGUCCUAGGAGCAGGAAAUGCAGGAGUCCACAACUGCUGAGUCCUCCAGAACAUGGGCGAAGGAUAUCCAAGCUUCCGAGCAAGCUUGAACUGGCUCGAAGAUUCAGUAAAGAUGUGUUCAGAUCGAAAAGCUCUGGUAAUCUGAGUUUAAGGAGGAUGAGUUCCGAUAUCAACUUUGCGGCUAGUCGUUUUCUGGAGUGUCAUAGUUCACAAGCUAUAGGAAGAAGGUUAAGUCGAGACACCAACCCGAGUCCACCAGACAUAAAUUCAAGACGGCAGAGUCAUUUUUUGACUCCUGAGCUAAGUGUGGCCAGUGCAGCUGAACUGGAAGUAGCAGCACCACGUUCUCCAUAUCUUGUUCCACCAGAAAUUGCUGUUCAUCCCCCUCCUCAAGUAACUACUGGCCACAGAUUCUCUUACAUAGACACUGGAAAUCCAGCAUUUAGGGAGAGAUUGGCUAGGUUCACUGGUGAGCGUUGUCAGUCAGAAGAGAUGGAGGAAAGGCGAAGGAAUGCUCCUUCUCUCCUUGAACAAAUCACUAAUAUGCAGGAUCAGUUUCCAAACAAACCAAAAGUAGUCUCCGUCCUCCCAAAAAAUAAAUCAGCUUCAGAUAUGGCACUAAGGCCAGAUGCCUCACCACUUGAGAGAUUAUCAAGAGAAGAACUUGUUGGCCUAUCUCAGUGUCCAGGAACCGAGCUCAAGAAAAGGGUUCUAGAUGCUCUUAAAGACAAAGAUCCUACUUGACUUAAUUAGGAUGGCAUGAUUAGUUUAAGUGAAAUUGUAAAUAUUUAAUUAUAGGCAUGUUGAUAUUUGUC
This is a messenger RNA of Nezara viridula (southern green stink bug), 1850 nucleotides long. The record is from the annotation of a GenBank genome assembly. NCBI's taxonomy places the organism in Eukaryota, Metazoa, Arthropoda, Insecta, Hemiptera, Pentatomidae.